This is a messenger RNA of Prorocentrum cordatum, 3852 nucleotides long. The record is from the annotation of a GenBank genome assembly. Lineage: Eukaryota; Dinophyceae; Prorocentrales; Prorocentraceae.
AUGGGCAAGCGCGGCAGGAUGUCCGGGGGGGAGCGGCGUCUCGCAGAUGACCUCGACAGGAUGGACUCGGACCUCGAGAGCAGCGUUCCACCUUCCAUUGCUCGUCACUCGCGCACCGGGAUGGUCGGCGAGCACAUGCGCCAGGGUGGGGACCCCGAUGGCAGGACGUGCAUCAUCUGUGGCGUGUGCGACACGGACAACGACCCCGUCGACUUGGAGUUCGACGUUGCUCAGCCGAUGAGUUGGCGCCGCCCCGCCACGCCGGACGGAAAGCAAGAAGGGCGUGGAUGCUACUACUGCUUCGCAGUCUUCAGGGCCAGGUACAAGAUCAAAGGCCAGAAUUUCUCUUUCGCCAAGCUUCCCGAAGUGCUGAGAUCAAACGGAGUCCAAUUCGACAAGUUCAUGGGCUACCGCAAGACGCUCAUUGACAAUCGCGUUAUCUCGUUUGUGACUGUCAAGGCCACCGAAGUGAUUGAGCCAGGCGAUCUUCUCUGGGACUAUGAGCACUACGUGGCGGAAAAAGGCGACCCGGCGACCAACGGCCUCGGACGCGUUGUGACCUACGAGCACGGCAAGAAAGAAGUCAAGGUGCCCUCCGCGCCGAUCCGUCGGGUCAGACGGAAGACUGGCCAGAUCGUGGAGGACAGGAGGGAAGUCCACAAUGGCGACGCCGACGCGGAGAUGUACGACGGCCAGGGCGAUGAGAUGCUUCAGGAGUUGAUGCAAAUGAUCGAGCUCCCUCGUGCCGCGGGCGAAUACCAGCGCCCGGGCGUUUCUUCCGUUCCUGCUUCAAGUUCGACCGACCGUCUUGUGUGCAUGCCGGCCGUCGACCCCACGGUGGCGGCUUCUGAUUCGCGCGGCAACUUUGGAGGGCUGUCCAUUGGCUUCGCACGCUCAGACCCUGGGCCCUCGCAGGUCGCUGCAAGGGCCGGCGCGAGGACUCAACCUGGUCGCAGACAGACAGCAGGCCGCGGGAAGAACACGCAGCAGGCGCCGGAUGCGCCGCCUGCAAACCCACCUGGAGGCAGGACUGGGCCAAAGCGGCGAAACAUAUGCUCGACUGCAGAGUCGCUGUGCAAAGACUUCUUCGAGGCAGGGGCAACCGACGAACUGUUUUUCGGCAAGAGCUGGGAGCACCACGCCCGGUACUGCAAGCGCGUGUAUGACGACAUCGAGGCGCGGAUCGCUUCGCUCAAGUCAGAGCCCGCCUCGGAUGACCAGGCGUCUGAGCUCUCAUCCUUGCAGAUGCGGGUCAAGAAGGUAUCCUCUUUGCGAGCUUUGUGCGGGCAAAUGAACCUCACUGGCGUCGAAAGUGCGAAGUUCUCUGAGGUGUACGACAGCCAGAUCGCGAUUCUUGCGUUGGUACCCACUUGCGAUAUUGAGAGCUUCAUGCCAGACCACCUGCGGCAGAGUCGAUUCAACCAGCGCGUGUCGUCGACAGCUGAUGCAGAUGCCUUCUGGUCGCUCGUGGCGGUCGACUCGAUCACGAAGACGGGGCGUUACCAGACCUCGGAGGCCGUCGAGAAGCAGCGCGCCUUCGUCACCGAGCGUCUCCUUUCGAUUGCCAAGCAGCCCGACAUUGAGACGACGCUGCAGGCAUUCUGCCCCUCGCAGCCCGAGAAGUUCGACUGGCAGACCCGACUUCCGGACCUAGUCAGCGACCUUGUUGCAGUUGCAGCCGUUGCCCGCCACGACGAGCUCCGUUGUCACGGCGAAGCAGUGCGGGCGUACAUCGAGAUCAUCUGCGUCAAGCAGGGCCCGUAUUCUCGGACCGUGCUGCUCACCCCUGCUUUGGAGGUCACUGGGCUUGACCACUUGAAGGAGGCCGUCGACUCGAUCGGCAUGCCGACUUCCAUGGCGGCGAUCAUCAUCUCAUGUAAUCGAGGCAAGGUGCUUUUCAACAGCGCUUCGCUGACCCUUCGAAAGAUGACGCGCUACACCAAACACUGCGACACGCUGACCAACACCUUCGAGAGCAGCCUGCUCGCGAUCAGCGGCGGCGACUUCGCGGCCCUGCGCGGUUUCGCGACCACCAUGUCUGAGAUCUUCCUUGACGUGGGAUCAUGCCCUCGCGCAGCCGAACUCUUCGAGGCGACGUGCCGACAGCGGUCCAACGCGCUCCACGAGCAGUUGGUGCUCGCGACGAAGGCCGCAUGGGCCCCGGUCGCUCGCAAUGCCAUGUUGGACAACAGAGCGGAACCUGAGAAGACCGAGGCAUGGGCGUACGAUGCGUGGCAGCAUCUCCGCGGUGUGUGGGAUGCAUAUGCAUCUUGCGAACAUCUCAAGACGUGGUUCGUCAAGUUCGACCCGGGCUGCGACAAGUUCGAGCUCUUCGACAAGUGCGUCGCCUUCUGCAGGGAUGUGCUGGACGCGUUCGAUGUCCUGAGUUCGGAUAGCAUCGCUGCUGACUCUGCGGUCGCCCUGCGCGGGAAGAUCGAAUCGAUUCGGGCGUUGGCAAUGGAGGUCAAGUCCGAGGUGACAAGCAUCGCCAUGGACAUCGACGACUUCAUAUCGGCGUCACCGAUCUUCAACGAUUCCGUCGUCGGGGGCGCGGUGAUGUCCGCGAUGGCUGACAAGCCGAUGCGGGCGUUCUGCCAAGAGGUGGAGACGAAGUUCAAGGCGGCAAUCGAACCCAUGUCGUCUGCGGUUGUCGACGUCAAGGUGGGCAUGGGCAUGGGUGCGACCGAUCUGGCGCAGGUGUCUGGGUUUCGGAUUGCCAGCGAUGAACACAUUGCAACGAUGGUUGCCUUCUCGGACGAAGUAAAAGAUGCCACCUUGAAGAGUGAGAUCUCCUACCUCUGUGCCUGGUCAAGCCUGCGUCGCGCCGCGGCGUUGGCCAUCACUUACGUCAAUGCGGGGAAUGUGGAUCAGGGCAGCUUUGAUGUGCUGGCACGUCUUCACUCCGAACUGGGUGCCCCCAAACAAUUCAUCGACGACGGCCGCGCGAAGGAUUUGUUUGUACAGGCUCCUGGCCGGGUCGCCACGCCCUUCAAGCUCGAAGCCUUCAAGAUGCCAGAGGCCGCCGAGUCCGUCGUCGAGGACUGCACGGCCGUUAUCUUCGACUCGGGCCGCCGAUUUCUGGCCGUCCUGAACUCGGAGACCACAGGGCUGACGCAGGAGAUCGGCGAGGAUUGGCGCGAUCAGCGCGGCAGUCUUGCCACUAACAGCCGCUUGAUUUCACAGAUGUGCAAGAACCCCUCGAUCAAGACGAUGGGCAGCAGAGCGGCCCAACUGGCCGAUAUGGCCAAAAUGCUGCGGCAGCUCAACGGGCGGCUGUCGUCAUUGGGUGCUAUCGUGCCCGAGGAGUCCUUGCGCGUCGCGACCCAGACCGCUACAUGGGGCAUCCACACGGUCGUCAUGAGGAGCGCCCUGUUCGGCGUGCGCGUGGACAUUCGCAGGCUCACGAAGGAAAAGCAGCCCGCUGCCGCCCAGAAGCUGCUGGACCUCCUUCGCGAGAUGAAGGUUGACCCUGGUGCCGACGUGCUUGCUGCCUUGGUGGCUUUUGGCGGCACCUCGGCCGCCCUGCAGAAGACGCUGGCGGCCGGGGCAGGCGACGCGCCGCCGGCGGAGGCGCCUGCUGCGCCGGCCGCCGCUGCGCUGGAGCCGGCGCCCAACGCGGCUGAGGCAGCUGCUGCCGCUGCGCCGGAGCCCGUUGCCGCAGCCGCGGAGGCCCCGCCGCCGGGCUUCGAGGGCGCUGAGCUGAAGAAGCCCACGGCGAAGACCAAGGCGAAGACCAAGCGGAAGGCGAAGAAGCCGACCGCGAAGGCUGCCGAGGAGGCGGGGGAUGAGGCCGCCGACGCUGCUGCAUCGGACUCUGGCAGCAGUUCCAGCGACAGCUCCGACUCGGACUAG